AUGCAGGUCCCGGAAAGCUCGGCGGCCUCAACACCGUCGCCACAGUCCGUUGCCCCGCGUGCGAAGCCGCCGCCCCGUGCUCCGAGAGAGGACGAGUACGCCUUGCCGGUCCUCAGUGAAAAGGAGAAGAAGAGCUACGGGAACUUCUGGCAACGCUACAGGAGACACUGUGAGCCCAGGGACACCGAGCCCGGCGACACCGACCCCAAGUCCGGCCACGGUGUUGUCGACUCUUACGGAAACUCAGCUUGCGAGACACGCAGCAGCUGCCCAACAGUCCCAGGUGCAAGAGACGGUUCCUGCAACGGUUCCUGCGACGGCCGAAGAGCUCGCGGGAGCCGGACUGGCAGCAGGGGUCCCAACAGUUCCGACUCCUACGUUGCCUGCACCAACAGCUCCGGCAGCAACACCUGUGCUGGCACCAGCAGUGCCAACGGUUCCGACUCCUACGUUGCCAGCAGCAGCCGUGCCACAGAGUGCCACGGAAGGUCCGACCCCUACGUUCCCUGCGCCAGCUCCGGCAGCAGCGGUGCCAACACCAGUGACAGCGAGCCCGGGCACAGUUCCGAGUCAGACGUUGCCUGCACCAGCUCCAGCAGCAGCUGUGCCGACACCAGUGACAGCGAGCCCG
Messenger RNA from Symbiodinium sp. CCMP2456, 631 nucleotides. The record is from the annotation of a GenBank genome assembly. Lineage: Eukaryota; Dinophyceae; Suessiales; Symbiodiniaceae.